Molecule: messenger RNA, 789 nt
Organism: Trichoderma aggressivum f. europaeum
Lineage: Eukaryota; Fungi; Ascomycota; Sordariomycetes; Hypocreales; Hypocreaceae
Exons: 3
Coding region: 1-789 (262 amino acids)
Source: RefSeq, a predicted model, not a curated record
AUGGCGGUAGAAGGUCCUCUCGCAAACAAGAUUGCAAUAAUCACUGGUUCGGGGAAAGAGAAUGGAAUCGGGGCUGCCAUCGCGCUCACGCUAGCUCGUGCCGGAGCCCGAGUCACAAUUAACCAUGUGUCCGACGCAUCUGCAGCAAGGGCUGUGGAGGUUGUCUCUACUAUCGAGGCUGCUGCUGGUAAAGGAAGCGUUAUUUGCAUACAGGCGGACGUUUCUACUCCAGAAGGAACCAAAAAGAUUGUCGAGGGCACCUUAAGCGGAUUCAAGGUCGAUCAUAUUGACAUUAUUGUAAACAAUGCUGCCAUAGCAACAUACACGCCGACUCUUCAAACCCCAGGGGAAGACAUUCUCAAGGUGUUUGGGGUAGUAGUGGUCGGACCGGUCCUCCUUCUGCAAGCUGCAUACCCACAUAUACCCCAAGGGGGCCGUGUUAUCAACAUCGGAACUGUCGCUUCGAAAAUGGGCUUUUACAAAUUGCCAAUUUAUGGCGCUGCUAAAGCAGCCAUGGAUCAGCUAACCUUUGCUCUAUCGCGAGAAAUUGGUCGUGACGGCAAAGGCAUCACCAUUAACACUAUAGCACCAGGGCCAGUGGAUACAGAUUCGGUACCGGCCGGUGACCCCAACUCACAAGCUAUGAAGCAGUGGCUUAUUUCUCUCACAAGAGCUGAAGAGAGAGUUGGAACGGUGAAUGACAUCGCCGAUGCGGUUCUACUUCUAGCAGACGAGAAGAGUCGUUGGAUUACAGGCCAGUACAUUUCCGCUAGCGGCGGAAUUGUGUAA